Molecule: messenger RNA, 666 nt
Organism: Entamoeba invadens IP1
Lineage: Eukaryota; Evosea; Mastigamoebida; Endamoebidae
Exons: 1
Coding region: 1-666 (221 amino acids)
Source: RefSeq, a predicted model, not a curated record
AUGAGUUUGAGUAGUUCGAAUUCCGAGAGUUUUGAGAGUGAUGAUAAAAAUCAAGAAGUUGUUCCAGCGAAGUUAGAUUUGAUGAAACAUUUCGACAAAAUCCCCGAAAAAGUCGAUGGUGUUGAAUAUGUUCUUUGCAAGCAUUGCAAAGCGGAGUCUGAAAAAGGUGGAGAUAAUAAAAUCAAACGAAUCAAAUGCAAACCGGAGAACAUGAGGAGGCACUUGAACCACUGUCGCUUUUAUUUAGCGGAGAACAAACAAACCCUAGCAAAGCCAAAACUACCUUCGUUAGGGGGGAAGAGGCCGCGCGACACCAAUUCGCCGAAAAGUGAGCAAGAGGACAAAAUCGAUCAUUCCGAAAGUGAACGAAGUGAGAAGAGAGAUGACGACAAAAAAGAGGCAAUUGUUGUCGCACCUUUAGUUAUUACAUCCCCCGGCUGUAAAACAAUCACAGUAAAGUAUUCAAGAAGAGCUGAAUCAAUGGAUAUCACCCCUGGAAUGAGUGCUGAACAAUUGAUCGAUGGGUUGAAGGAAGUGUUUGGAAUCCCUCAAGAGACUCCGUGCUUCUUGAGAAGAGAAACAGAGAAAAAAGUUCUUCUAGGAAGUAAUGAAAUUGUUCUCCUCAUCAACAAUGGCGAAACUCUCUGUUUGAAGAACCCAAAGUAA